AUGGGAGACCUGAAGUCGGGUUUUGAAGAGGUGGAUGGCGUGAGGCUCGGCUACCUCAUCAUUAAAGGAAAGCAAAUGUUUGCACUCUCUCAGGUUUUUACAGACCUGCUCAAAAACAUCCCGCGAACUACCGUGCACAAGCGAAUGGAUCAUUUAAAAGUAAAAAAGCACCACUGCGACCUGGAGGAGUUGAGGAAACUCAAAGCCAUCAACUCCAUCGCUUUCCACGCUGCCAAAUGCACCCUGAUCUCCAGAGAGGACGUGGAAGCUCUUUACACAUCCUGCAAAACCGAACGGGUCCUUAAGACGAAACGGAGGAAAAUAAGCCGGGCGCUGUCAACCGCCGACCUCCGGCCGGACCUCGCACCCACCGACCCCUUUUCAGGCUUCUGGAAGGAGAACAAACUUUGGCUGGGUUUGAAUGACUCUCCCCGGCCCCUGCUGCCCGUCAGGAGGAAAGCCUUGCGUCCGGGGGACACAGCCUUGCUACCGGCCUCUCAUCUACCUCACAUUUUUAGUAAAUACACUGGCCACAGCUACCCAGAAAUCAUUCGGGCGCCUUGCAAAUCCCCCGUAAACUAUGAAACGGCGGCGGGCAGCUGCGCGCCCCUCCGCGUCCGCCGCCCGCCCGCCGCCGCGGCGCGGCUCCCGGCCGCCGGAUCCCCGCCCCCGCCCGCCCGCUGCCGCCGCCGCCGCCACCACGGGGCGGCCGCCGCCGCCGCAGCGCUGGGCCCUCCCGGCGGCGCCCGGCGGCCCCUGGCCCCUCCGCGGCCCUGCCGGCCCCGCGGAGCUCCACGGCUGCCUUUGCCGCUGCCCCGUGGCUUCGGGCCUCCGCCUCCCGCCUUCCCCGAGAGCGGCAGCAGCGACUCGGAGUCCAGCUGCUGCUCCGGCCGCGCCGCCCACGACUCGGACUGCGGCUCCAGCCUCUCCAGCUCCAGCGAGGGCAGCUCGGAGGAGGAGGACGAGGAGGAAGAUGACGAAGAGGGCAGCGGCGCCUCGGACUCCAGCGAGGGCAGCUCUGAGGAGGAGGAGGAGGAGGAGGAAGAGGAGGAGGAAGAGGAGGAGGAGGAGGACAGCACCUCGGACUCCGACUCCAGCUCGGUCUCCAGCCAGGUCUCCGUGCAAAGCAUCCGUUUCAGGCGCACCAGCUUCUGCAGUCCGCCCGGCGUGGUCCACGCCAACUUCUUGUACUAUCUGGCGGCCGCGGCCGCGCCCCGGCCCCCGGCCCCAGCCCCGGCGGAGCCCGGCGGGCUGCCCGCCCUCCGGGGCUCUCCUAGCGGAGUCAAGCCGGAGCUGCCGGAGGAAUGGGGCCGACCCGGCUGGGCUCCCGCCGCCCAGGCGCUGCGCUGCUCCGGCGGCCUGGGGAGCUGCUUCGCGGAGAUAAGAGAAGAUAGGGUAUCCGAGAUCACAUUCCCACACUCUGAAUUUUCCAAUAAUGCCAAGAGUACUGACCUAACAAUUAACUGUGUUGCAAAGGGGGCCUCUUCACCUAGCCCAAAGACAAACAAUGCAUUUCCACAACAAAGAAUACUCAGAGAGGCAAGGAAAUGCCUUCAAGCAACUACUACACACCGUGCAGAUAACAAUACAAUAGCUUCUAGGUUCUUAAAUAAUGAUUCUUCAUCAGCGGCAGCAAAUUCAGAGAAAGAUUCCAAAAUCCCUCAUUGUAUUGAAUUUGCCACGGAUUUGCCCUCUUUACAAACUGAUCCUGAGGAGGAUGCUGCUUCUCCAGGGGCAGCAGAAGCAGCUGAGCUCCAGUGCACUGAUACAGGCAAUAAAGCAUUGCCACUCCUGCAAAGCAUUAAAAUCAAAAUAGAGGACAGCAGUACGAACGACGAGUAUGAGCCUGACCUUACAACACAUAAGCUAAAGUGUGAGUGCAAUGAUACUAAGGAUGAGUUUUACAGUGUGACUGAGAGUAAUAACCAGGACGCUUUAUUAACAGCCAAGGAAGAUUCUGCAUGCACUGAGAAAGAUACCACUUCCUUAAACCCUCUGACUCAGAGUCAGGUCCUCUCAUGCACUUUAGGUACUCCAAAACCUGAGGAUGGGGAGUAUAAAUUUGGAGCAAGGGUGAGAAAAAAUUACAGGACACUGGUUUUGGGAAAGCGACCUGUACUGCAGACUCCUCCAGUCAAACCAAACUUGAAAUCAGCUCGAAGUCCACGUCCUACAGGUAAAAUCGAGACACAUGAAGGAACACUGGAUGAUUUUACAGUUAACAAUAGACGCAAAAGGGUAGCCAGCAAUGUAGCAUCAGCAGUGAAAAGGCCAUUUAAUUUAAUGGCAAAUUUUCCCUGUCCACCAUCACUAAUUAUUGGCAAUGAUGGGGAUUUGUUGCCAGCUUAUUCCUUAAACACCACUAAGGAUUCCCAACCACCUCAAAAGGCCCAUCCUGUAUGGAAAUGGCAGCUGGGCGGUUCUGCAAUACCUCUUCCACCUAGCCACAAAUUCAGGAAAUUUAAUUAAUAAAAUAGUUUGGAAAAUAUUUUCUUGAUCCACCUUUAACUUUCUUACAUUUUUUAAACUCUGCAGGAUGGUUUGUACAAGCCCGUUAAUGCUAUA
This is a messenger RNA of Calypte anna (Anna's hummingbird), 2565 nucleotides long. RefSeq names its product SKI/DACH domain containing 1 (gene SKIDA1). Bases 1 to 2469 code for a protein of 822 amino acids. The transcript has a single exon. The record is from RefSeq and is a predicted model, not a curated record. Lineage: Eukaryota; Metazoa; Chordata; Aves; Apodiformes; Trochilidae.